Messenger RNA from Culex pipiens pallens (northern house mosquito), 1649 nucleotides. RefSeq names its product sodium channel protein Nach-like. The transcript is spliced from 6 exons. The record is from RefSeq and is a predicted model, not a curated record. Gene Ontology annotation, molecular function: ligand-gated sodium channel activity. Gene Ontology annotation, cellular component: membrane. The coding region runs from base 11 to 1630 and encodes 539 amino acids. Gene Ontology annotation, biological process: sodium ion transmembrane transport. Lineage: Eukaryota; Metazoa; Arthropoda; Insecta; Diptera; Culicidae.
CCAUUCAACCAUGAACCACCAACCGGGCAACUUCAUCCCCCGUCCAGUGCGCGUUUCCCAGCUCGGUCACCUCCGCAAUGGCGACGGCUCGAACCCAUCCCAGCGACGAAAGGUCACCGCAUGGGCCGUCCUGCGGGAAACCUUCUACGAUUACGCGCUGAUGACCAAGGUGAACGGGAUGUACUACAUGCGGCGGAACGUGACCACCGGAUUCGCGCGGUUCGUGUGGGUUACCAUUUUGAGCACGCUGUUCAGUUUGGGAGUGCUUCUGGUGGUUCUGCUGUGGAAAAAGUAUCUGGACUCGCCGACGCGGAUGACCAUCGCUUCCGAUAUGAGCAUUUUGCAGGUUCCGUUUCCGGGCAUUACGAUCUGCCAUCCGCAGAGUGUGCUGGACUACAAGGCGGUGAAGUUUGUUGAAAAAAUCAAGUUUCCACUAGGAGCUACCAAAGCCAAUGUCCUGGAAUCUCUACCUUCUCUGGGUUACUUCAACGAGCACCAGUGGACCUUUCCUCGAUCUCAGAACCUCAAGAUGAUAGACAACGUUCUAACCUUGAACAACCUGACCGUGGAGGACGCCAUCAACGAAUUGGGUUCGAUUUGCGAAGACUUCAUCGUGGUUUGCUACUGGGCUGGGACGAAGUUCCCGUGCUUCCAGAACAACCCAUUCCUGAGCUGGAUUGGAUCAACUAGUCACUACGGAGCUUGCUGUUCUUUCAACUACCAUCCAAGUGUUCAGGGUUCGUUUGUACCCUUCGCCGUCAACACCUACGGCAUCCACGGUGGACUAAGCGUGGUAGCGACUGGAUUUCCACAGGCGUCCGACGGGAAGUCCGGAGCGCUGUACUCCGAAGGAUUCAUGCUCAUGAUCCACCACCCGCACGACUACGCCGUCGAGGCCGCCCCCUUGACCCUGCUCCGGCUGGGAACGGAGACCUUCGUGAGUGUAACCCCGACGGAUUCGCGCUGUUCCGAACAGGUGCUGGGCCUGCCACCGUCGCAGCGAUCCUGCGUCACAGGGAAGGACUUCAGCCCACCCAUCGAGAACUACCGUCAGCCGGCGUGCACGCUCGAGUGUGUUCGGAACGAGGUUCACCGGAAGUGCGGCUGCCAUCCGUACCACUUGCCCCGGCAGUCGCAGCAGCCGACCAAAGCGGGGAAACCGAUGCGGGAUUGUACGGUGACGGAUUCGAUGUGCUUGAUUGAGAAUUAUUAUAUGUUCAAAAAGACCGACUGCAAGUGCCUGCCGUCCUGCAGUGAUGUAACCUACAAAACGUCCACGGUUGUUACGGAUUUUUCAGCGCACAACUAUUCCAUCAACAAGUUUUACAAAGAAACUAAUUUGACCAACUUCGAGUUCAUAUUUCACGUUUACUUGGCCAAUCAAGUGGUUGCCGCUAAUCGGCGUAUCGUUGUAGUGUCGUGGAUUAAUCUGUUGGCAAACCUCGGUGGCGUCUUUAGCCUGUGCCUCGGAAUGAGCAUCAUUUCGCUGUUCGAAGUCCUGUUCUACCUAUUCUUUCGAAUUCCACGCAUCCACCAGCAACUCCAGCAACAGCAGAGGGAAAGCGAAGUCAAGGUGGUGGCGGCCUUCACCCGGCUGCAGACAUUCCCCGCCCAAGCACAGCAUCAGUAAUAUUAUGGAUUUUUUUUUG